CCUGAUACUCAAGAGGUUACACAACAAAAUGUUGACAACAAUCCGAACAUGGCAACCGAAAAUAGCCAAUCAACAGAUGAACGUAACCGUGAAGAUGCAAAUUUACAACAUGUCAUACCUACAGAAAAUGUUGUUGCUGCUAAUUUGCCUACCCAGAACUCGGUUAGCGAAGAUGGUGAAUCAACAGUUGAACGUGUUCGUGACGGUGCAAAUUUACAAAAUGCCAUACUAACAGAAAAUGUUGGUGCUGCUGAUUUGCGUAUUCAGACAGUUGACAGCCAAUCAGUUGAACGUGCAAAUUCACAAAAUGCCAUUUCAACAUUUGAUGUUGUUGCUGCUGAUUGCUCUACUCAAAACUUUGCGGUCGGAAAUGAACCAACAGCUCAAUGUGUUGGUGCAAGUUCUCAAAAUGAAUCCAUCGAUGCUGACCAUUCCAAUGAAAAUAUGGAGGUAAAGCCAAGUGUUGUACCAAUGUACGAAGUCCACAGAGCCAAUGAAGAUGCCAUUCUUGAUCAAUUGGAAGAUCGAGUAGUCGAGAUUAUCGACGACAUGGAAAUAACAACAACUUCAAAGGGAUUUGGCAAACCGCUCAACACCACGAUCGAUGGUUUAAUUAAACAAGAAGAGUCAGACGAAAUUUCUUGUGACAUUCCAUUUUUGAAUACGAAAACUGGACGUGUGUACAAAAUUGGAAAAAGGCUUAUGGAAAUACCUCACGUGGUAUUUUCAAGAUUUAUCACAUGGAACAAACCACCAUUCGAUACUGACUUGUCGUGUGAUAAACGUUUUGUUUUUGCUCUAAUUCUUGCCCUAACUGAAGAAGAGAAGCUGGUGAAUGAUGAUAUCCCUGAAGAAGUCAUGCAAUUUGUUAAAGAUCUACUGACAAUCCGAUGCCGAAAUGAAAUGGACCGUAUCGUCGUAAUCCAUGAAUACGCAAAAGAAGUAUGUGCCAGUAAGCGUACCGGUGCAUGAAUGGCC
This is a messenger RNA of Contarinia nasturtii (swede midge), 978 nucleotides long. RefSeq lists its product as uncharacterized. NCBI's taxonomy places the organism in Eukaryota, Metazoa, Arthropoda, Insecta, Diptera, Cecidomyiidae. Bases 49 to 972 code for a protein of 307 amino acids. The record is from RefSeq and is a predicted model, not a curated record. The transcript has 3 exons.